Messenger RNA from Oreochromis niloticus (Nile tilapia), 6341 nucleotides. It is a transcript of the gene lmod1b, whose product is annotated as leiomodin 1b (smooth muscle). Gene Ontology annotation, cellular component: myofibril; cytoskeleton; striated muscle thin filament. NCBI's taxonomy places the organism in Eukaryota, Metazoa, Chordata, Actinopteri, Cichliformes, Cichlidae. The coding region runs from base 298 to 2298 and encodes 666 amino acids. Gene Ontology annotation, molecular function: tropomyosin binding; actin binding. Gene Ontology annotation, biological process: pointed-end actin filament capping; myofibril assembly; muscle contraction. The transcript has 4 exons. The record is from RefSeq and is a predicted model, not a curated record.
UAAAUACAGAUUGUGUAAUAGGAAGUCUGUGUAAGCCUGCUCUGGCAUCUCUGUAAACUUCAGCCCUUCCCAUUACCUUUAAAGGAGUGUGUACCCUGAACUAAAUAUGGACAUGCACUUUCACAGGAUUUCGAAGAAUGUCCCAGCCUCACAGUCCACUUUGAUGAUGCGAACCUCUCACAGUUCGUCACUUGUAACCCUCGCUGCAAGACUCUGAGACCAGCCUCUUUGCACCAGGAUUGAUGCCUCUGGUGGCUUUUUGACCAGGACAAACCCAAAAACAAAGGUAAGGACAAGAUGUCCAGACGAAAGAUGAAAGGCCUGACCCGUAUAGGUCGCCAGGUCAGCGAGGACCCAGACCUGGACAACCUGCUGUCCACCCUCUCCCCCGAGGAAAUAGAAGAGCUGAAGAUGGACAUGAUGAAGGUGCCAGAUGUUAACCCCGAGGAUGGGCUCAUCAUUCCAGGGGAGAGCCAACCUGCGCAGCCACUUAUGAGCAACAAUGUCCGGGAUGCAACGACGAAACAGAGAGACACCAAAGGGAGGCUCAGCCAGAGGGAAUCAUCACUUGAGGGAGAGCCGAAGAAAGAGAGCCGGAAGCAGGAGUACCUGAGGAAGAUGGGUCUCAGCCAGGAGGGAAAUGACGAUAUGAAAGUGGGAAUGCAAAGACAAGCUAGUGUCUCAAAUGAAAGAGAUAUCAAGGCGGAGGACAGAAACAGCAAAGGUCCUGAAAGUUCAAAAGAAGACGGGAGCUGGCGUUCAAGUCGAAACAGGAAGCUGGAUAGCAGAGAGAGCGACACGAAAGAGGAGGCCCGUGACAAAGAGAAAUAUGAGGACAACAGGCUGAGAGACAGAAGAGAAAACAGAGUGAGCACAGGCAGCAAAACACAGGACAUGAUCUCAAAGUUACAGGAGAAAAAGGAUGAGAGCAAAGAGAAAGAAAGGAGGGAAGACUGCAGGAGACGAGAUGACAGCAAAACCAAAGACAUUAUCUCAAAGCUACGAGAAAAAAGCGAGAAAGAUGUGGGCAAGGAAAAGGAGAGAAAAACGGACAGUAUCAAGACACACGGGCUUGUCUCUAAAAUGGUGGAGAAGCAGAGCAAGGCAUCAGAGAGCCAGCUUCAAGAGUGUAAACCUGAAGAGAAGAAGGCUAAAGCAGAGGAGAAGAAAUCUGAAGACAAAAACAAACCUGAUGUCAAACUCGAACGACAACCUUCUGAGAAAGACGAGGUGAAACGUGACAAGAUGGAGAAAAGAACAGACAGAGAAGAGUUGGUUAACCACAGUGACCACGUGAAAGAGAAGUUUAAUGCUGAGCGGAAACCAGAGGAGAAGGCGCAAAGAGAGGACGGUAAGGUUAAGAAAGCUGAGGAUAGUGGGAAACUUGCUAACUGUGCUUCCAAAAACAGCCCUAACAGCAAGGCGAAGGAGGCAGAGGAGGAAGACGAAGACUCGAGCAUGUUUGAUGAGCUCAUGCAGCAGGUGCGAAGCAACGACCCCUCCCUCACUGAGCUCAACGUCAACAACUCAGAGGUCAUCAAGACGAAAACGCUCAUCGAGUUCGCAGAAGCUUUGCACAACAACACCCACGUCAAGACGUUCGCUCUCGCUAACUGCCGUGCGGACGACCAUGUCGCUUAUGCCAUUGCCGGCACGAUCCGCAGCAACAAGACUAUCACCAGCAUCAACCUCGACUCCAACCAUCUCACCGGGAAGGGCAUCCUGUCUCUCAUCCAGGCGCUGCAGCACAACUCCACGCUGACCGAGCUGCGCUUUCAGAACCAGCGGCACAUCUGCGGAGGGAAGACCGAGAUGGAGAUGGUCAAGAUCCUGAAAGACAACACCACCCUGCUCAAGCUGGGCUAUCACUUUGAGUUAGCAGGACCCAGAAUGACCACGACAAACAUACUGAGUCGGAACAUGGACAGGCAGAGGCAGAAGCGCCUGCAGGAGCAGAAGCAGGCCCAGGCCAAUGGGGAGAAGAAGGGAACACUUGAGGUGCCCAAGAGCGGAGGUGGAGGAUCUCUGAGGAGUUCUCCCAAAGCUUCGCCUAAACCUUCACCCAUCCCUUCACCUGUGCCUUCGCCAAAGCUCACUCCAAGAAAAGGAGCUGGAGGUCCGGCUCCACCACCACCUCCGCCUCCUCCUGGGGGUGGACCACCACCUCCUCCACCUCCUAUGGUGGAUGCAAACCGCCCAGGUGGUACGAAGAACUCAAGGGACCAACUGCUUGCCUCUAUCAGAGGAACCAAUAUAAAACAGCUGAAGAAGGUGCCGGUGCCAAAGUGGCUGCAGUGAUAUUUCCUGCUGGAAUAUAAAGUGAAGAAGAAGAAGAGCGAGGGAGAACAGACAUCUCACCAGAGGGUUUCUAGGGGAUAAACUUUAUAAAUUCCCCUGGCUGGUUAAAGUGCAGUGGGGCAGAUGAAGACAGUGAAACAUGAGACGAUUGGACGAACAGCCCUCACUAUGAGUUCUCCCAACAACACUGGACCAAAAAGACUCUGUGGAGAAUGAGUGAUGAAGGGCUCUCUGCAGAGAGUGCCAUGGGUUUGAGGCUGUUUGUCUUCCAUUCAUACUGACGCUUGGCUGGUUAUUUGCACUAGAUAAUAUGAGGCCGAUCAUAUAACAUGUUGGCGUGUAUAUGCAUCUGAAUGUGUGGGGGAGUGUGUGAUGAGCUUAAUAAGAGAUUCAAACAACUCUAUAAAACUAAUACUCAAAAGUAUGUAAUUGAGAUUAAUUUGAAAAGUUAUUUAUUUGUGGAGAGGGAAUCCACCUUAUUAGCUGUAAAUCUGUAAGUCAAACUGGGAAUAUCAGGGAAUUAACAAACAUGGCGGCCUGACUUAAGAAAAUCUGGGUGGGUGGAGAAAACAAAAAGGUCAAGGUGGUCUUUGAUUGUGUGUCUCAAAUCUCAAGACAUCUCAGGCAGGUUUGGAAAGCAGCCCAGUGGAGUCCUGGGACAUAACGAAUGAGUCUUAGCACGGAAAUAAUUACAUCAUGCAUUUUAUCAGGAAGUGCAGGAAGAUAAGUUUCAGCGUCUGAUGUUGUGUUUUGUGCAGAAUCAUUCUAGCCUGGGUUUUACAUCAAAAUGUCAGAAACACCAUUAAAUCAACACUACUGUUGGUUAAUGUGCUAUUUAAAAGUGAAUAUCAGUUCUAAAGGAAAUUUAAUGUGAUUAGCAAAAACCCGAGUGUUGUAAUGAAGCACAUACAUUAUUACACGUUUUUCUUACAGAGCCUGUAUGUUUUCAAUAAAAGAUUCUGCUAUGUUUGCAAGUUUAAUGAUACCUGCCUGAUAGAAGUGAUUGGAAUGUUUUAAUAAUCUGUUAUUAUAUUAUAAUUUUUAGCUACAAUAAAUCAAAUUAUGUAUAUGAUAAUGUCAUUAAUUCUAUAUAUAUGUGCAUAUGAUUAUAUUUGUAUGAAUAUAGAUGUGCUCAGACGUUUACAUCACUGAUCAUGGGCAUGUUUCAGGCUUUUAAUGAUUUCUUCGAACUGUUCUUUAUCCAUAUUGCAAUGAUUGUACAGCACACAGCUUUAAUUUCUUUGAAAAAUAAGAACUGGGUACACAAGUUUUAAUUUUUCCAAAGUCUGCACGGGGUCAAAAUUAUACAUAGAGCCUCAAAUAUAUACUUAUACCUCAAUAAUACUUGGUUAAAUGUCCCUUAACACAUUUGGUAGUCAUCAGCAAGCUUCCAGCUGGAUAUUUGACUAAUACUGGUAGAAUUGGUAGAUUUUAUUUAAAUUGGUUGGUUUCCUGGCACAGACCUGCCUUUUAAACAUUGCCCACAAUUUUCAAAAGGAUUGAGGUUUGGCCUUUUAUUUGUUUUUCUGUCUGUUUAGAAGUAUUGCCUUGUUAAAAGAACCUACUUUGUCCAAGUUUCAGCUUUUUGGCUCCUAAUUUGAGGUGAAAUUCAGGAAAUUGGAGAUAGUCCUCCUUCUUCAUUUGUCCAUCCACUUUGUGCAAUGUACCAGUACCACUGCCACCAUGCUUCACAGUUGGUACAGAUGUCUUUGGUUUGAAAGGGUCACCUCUACUCUUUAAAAUAUAACUCUCGUCAGUGUACCACAAUAGUUCAAUCUUUGUCUUGUCUGACCAUAAAACUUUUCUCCAGAAGGCAUUUGGUUUGUCCAUGGGGUCAGCAGCAAAUUUCAGUUGUGGUUUAAGGUGUAGAUUUUGGAUCAGGGACCCUCUCAGUCAAUGGUGAUGGCAUGUUUAGAAAUGGUUCCAUGAAACGUUCCCAACUUGUAUAAAUCUACAAUUCUCCUGAACUUCAUUGAGUUCGUUGGACUUUCCCAUUAUUCAGAGUAUUGGGGAAUUCAGUGGUUGCUGUCAAACAGAUGCUUUUUAUGGAGACAAAGAGGAACUACCAAUCGUAAUCUCUCAUGAUCAUUGGCAAGAAGCAAAUAGACCUCGGCCUUGUCGAGUUAAAAGACACUUUAAAACCUUCAGCAGCACUUAUUAAAAGGUUUUAGUCUGUGUCUGUUUUUGGCCUGUGUGUAUAAUUUUGACCCUGUGUGGAUUAGAAAAAAUUACAAAUAAAUUCAAACACAAUUCUUGCAUUUUAAAGUAAAUAAAGACGUAUGCUGUACGAUGCUUCCACCCUGGAAAAGGAGCAGCUCGAAGAAAUCCUUAUGAGCCCCAAAUGGUCAUCACAUUCAUGCCUAUGAUGAGUGUAUGGAAGCUUCUGACCACAGCUGUAUAUACAUUCAAAAAUGCAAUGGCUUGUACUCACAUCAGGAUUUUACGACAUCACUAUGAUUUUUGUGGCUAGCUGGGGUCCAAUAACUUACUUAGGGUAAGGUGGAAACUUGCGGUGUCCAUAUGCUAAAAAAUACCUUUCCAGGAAAGCAGGAGGCCUCUCGUGUCUCAUAGUUUAACUACUGAAAUAACCAUGGAUUCAGAUUUUUUAAAUUUAUUAUGUAUCUGCAUUUCUUGAUGGAUUAAUUUAAAAAAAACUACAAGGCAGAACCUUUACCAGACAAAAAACAUUAUAUCAACUAGCGGAUGUUUUCGUAGCAUGUAUAUCUGUGCUUCUGCAGUGGACCACGAAGAACUUUUCUUCUAUCUGUUGCUCUUUACAUAAUGUGUUUAAAGCUACGUGGAAACAUUGGGAGCUGUCUAGUGUCCACCCACCAGCUGGAAAGGUAGCCAUCAUCCAGAGAAAAAAGAGAGCAGCAGCAGCAGGCCAGUUUAUCUCUCUGCAGCCUUGCCUCAGUCUCUGCAUCCACAAAAUGCCUAUAUUUGGUCAUUUCUCAAUGAGGGCUUGCUCUGUAAGUCAUUCCUUUCUCGUUCCUAAUAAUGGGCAGCGAGCCAGCCUUCUGUCUUUUAGCUGUAGCUGCUACUCUGACCAAUAGUCUCAGAAGGAAGAAAAAGAGGAGAAGGAAUGAAAUGUUGAGAUUACUGGUUUUCAGUGCCAUCAGAAGGCCUCUAAGUACAUUGCAUUGCUAUUACUAAGAAAACACUAGGAGCACAGCAGAGUGUGGUUAUUUUGCUAUGAAGAUUUCUAUUUGUGUUGCAGAACAUGUAAAAAAAAAAAGAUUUUAUUACGGGGUGUUCUAUUGUUUUUCUACCUGUUUUUUAAGCUUUGUUGCUGUAAAUAAGGCUUUAUGCGAUCAGUGUGACGUUGCUUCUGUUGAUAGAAAUGUCAAAACUCUCAUAUACAUGUCUGGCUGUCCUUUAAUUUGCUUCAUGUUGCUUAUCGAUGUGAAUCAGCAAACAUCUCAAGUACAAUGUGCCAUCUUUGCCUUUUAUUAUUUUACAGCUUUAUUUUGUGUUGCUUACAAAGGAUUGCUUAAUACAUCUAUAAUAAGAUUCAUACCCCACUGAAUUGUUCACAACAAACUGUGAAUUAUUACACCAUUAAUGAUGGCAGCAGCCAGGUGGGGUUUAUUUUUAUUUUUAUGUGCUCUGGUUUAUUGUUUCUAAUUGUGUAGGUUUUGUGUUGUUAUGCUGCACUUUCUGUUCCUGUUAUGUUUAAGUAUCACAGUCUGUAUCCACUGAGUUAUUUAGUCCCUUCAGUGCGUUCUUAGGUUGACUCAGUAUUUCAGUUAUUCAUUCCUCUUUUAUUUUGGUAGUCUUUUGUAUCUCGUCUCUUGCAAUUAGUUUAACUUCCUGUUUCUUGAUUUGGUUGGACAGUGUCUCAUUACACUCAUGUUUCUGAUUCCCCUGAUUACCUUCCAUGUGUAUAACUAGUCCUGACUCCAUUGAACUUUGCAUUUUGAAUUCCAUGGUCAUGUUGUAUGUUUUCCCUGUCUGCUGUUAGAUUCAGUUUGCGUCUUCUCAUUGACUUUUGCAUUUCUGGAUUUCAGCAACAACCUUUAAUAAAAGCUAUGUUUUUAGUUACA